GGACCAAAAGGAAAGUGACCACGUCACCAAAUUUAAAUUCCUUCCUCAAGAAGGCUACCGUCCUUUUUUCUUUUCUUUUUAACUUCACUCUUAUGAAGUCUGCGAAGCAUAGAAGAGAGCCAGAAAGAGGAGAGAGAGCCAAACCCUGACCAAAUAAAAGCCCUCUUCUUCUCUCUGUCAACAAACAUAAACAACUCUCGCUCUAUAACUUCUAAACUCAGCAAAACCCUAAAUAUCAAAAGUAUUUAUCAAUAUAUAUUUAUAUAUAUUCACAGGAAACCAAUCCCUAGCAAUUCCAAAACCCUAAAUUUUUAUUUCAGGCUUCGUCGGAAUGUCGCCGGCGGCAGUGGAUUUUCGGUCUCCGAUCACCUCUAUGCCGACCAAAUCCUCCUCUACUCCUGAAAACCCUAACCCUGUACCCGACGUGGCGUCCUCUCCCACCUUUAACCUCGGUGCUUCAAACGACAAUGGAAGUCAGUGUCAGUUCGGUCCGAGUGUGCCGUCGCGAUCGGGUCGGUUGCGGCCGAGGUUUGUGAAGAUGAGGAAGCAGCAUUCAAGGUCAAGAACUGGGUCGGGUGAGAGUGGGCCGGGGGUCAACCCGUUUUGCUCGGUAAGUGAUGGUACUAGUUCUUCCAAUGGGUUUAAUUUUUCUAAUGGUGAUUGUGGGGGUGUGGAUUUUGUGUUUGGUGCUAGAAAGAUUGGUGGUGAUGAGAAUUUGGAUAAUGGGGAGGAAGGGAGUGGUGGAAUAGUGAGAAAUUUGGAUAAUGGGGAGGAAGGGAGUAGUGAAAUAAUGAGAAAUUCGAGUUGUGAUGAUAAUUUGGAUAAUGGGGAGGGAGAGAGUUGUGAGAAGGUGAAAAUUUUGAGUUCUGAUGAGAGGGGGCAGGUGAAUACUGGGAAUGGAAGAGAGUCUGAUAAGCUGGAGAGUGUUUGUUAUGAGUGUAGUGCGAAGAAGGAUGGUCUGGGAUCUAGUUUGUGUCGGGAAAAGAGAGAAUUUUGUGAAAAUGUGAGAGCGAUCGUUUCUGAAGAUAAAUGGAAUGAAAAAACAGAGACUGAAACAGAAUGUCAGAAGGGUGAUAACCGGGGUUUUGUGUUUAGUGCUAACAGCAGUGGUUUGAGUUCGGAUUUGAAGUUGGAUUCAAAUCAAGAAAUGAGAGAAUGUGGUGGAUAUGUGGAGAAACCGAGCACAUAUAAUAGUGGAAAAAUGAAAAUAGAGAGUGAAGUAGGGUAUAAUGUGGGUUCUGGGCUUGGAGCUAGUCAAAGAGAUUCAGCUCCGAAGUUGAAUGCCGAAAAUAGGGAGUCUGCAAGUUUUGUGUUUACUAUUGGCUCGGAUGAUUUUGGGUCUACUUCAAAUACAGGAAACAGAGAACACAGUGAAAAUGAGGGGACGCCAGGUUGUGAUGGUAUUGGCAGUACAGAAAUUGAUAAUGAAGGUGAGGAAAAGAAGGACAAUGAUAUGGGUUUUGUGUUUGUUUCUAGUUGGAAUUCCUUGAAUUCAGGAAAGAAAAGCUCUAGUGGAAAACUGGAAAAGUUGGCUCCUGAUGUCCUUGGUGGGAAGAUGAAAGUAGAGAGUGAAACAGAGUUUGAGAAAAUGGAAGCUGAUCCUUUUAAAUUUCAUGCUGAGGAGCGUUGCAUCUCAAAUAAAGAUCAUGAUAAGGGCUUUUUUGUAUUUGGAAGCAGCACUAAGAAAGGUUCCAGUUUGACUGAAUGCAAGGUCAUGAAGUGUCAAGAUGAAAUGAAACUGAGUAGUGAAAAUUUAGGAGAUUGCAAGACCAAUUCAGAAAGUAAUUCUUGUGGUCAGUGUUCAGGAGGUCCUUAUGUUGCCUCAGAGAAAAAUAAUGGAGAUAAUGAUGAAAGUAGUGACCAGAACCAUAUCUUAUUUGGAAGUGAUAGAAACACGGAGGGUGCCACUAUAGGAAUUUCUGGUUCCAAAAAAUUUACAUCUCAGGCAGGAAGUGAUGAGAGUGUUGAGGCAGGACAGUUUUCUCAUUAUCCAAUUAAUAAUAAUACACACCCAAAUGUAGCUACUGCCCCAUGUUCAUCCUCAUCAAUUGGUCCUGGCAUCAAAAGCAAUGGUUGUGUUUCUGAAGCAGCUUCUGUGGGUGGAGUAAGAAAGAAAGAUGAAAAUAGUUCUACUAGCACUCCAGAUGGUUUUGGAGUGUGCUUUGAGGACUUUAAAACGUCAUUUUUGGAUCCUUCCUGUCUUAGAGCAAAUCUUUUUCCUGAAUUAAAUAAAACUUCGGAGUUCAGUGUGAAGGGUAGGUCAUUUAGGGACAAAAGAUCAAGGAAACAAAGGGGAAAGUCAAAGCUGAGUAAGCAAUGGCCAGUUCAAGAUCAUGUGCCCAAGGAAAGUAGUUCCCAAGGAAACCCAGACCCUUCUGGAUGUUACUCACCCAUGGAUUUCUCUCCCUAUGAGGAAACAAGAGUUGCUGAUCCACAUUCAAGGGAAACUUCUGUGACAUCUACUGACUCCAACCACCUAGUCAACGAUAGUGCACCCUGUGCCUCCAAUGCAACAGUUCCUGCUGAUCCUAAAGGUGAAGAUUUGAUUGCUGCAGGAAGUGGGUUGGAUGACAGAGGUGAUCGGAUAUGUAAAGAGCCCAUUGAGGAGAAUUCGAGGUAUAUUGGUGAGAAAAUCUUUUUCCAUGAUUUUUUGUGGAAAGGGUCUGGUCCUGGAGCUGAACCUGAAACUCCCUGCUUUAGUUCCAAAAGUGAGCAUGUGAGUAGUAUCAGUGGUGCUGGUUUGGAUUCAGAAGAAGCUAGAGUUGGCAUUGGCUUAAAUAUAGAGAGACAAGAAAGUGCUUGUAAAACACCACUUUUUGCUUCAGGUUUUGAAAAUAUGAAAGAUAAAUACUUCACAUUUUUGGCAUCGUCUUCUGCUCAAGGUAGCUCAAUGAUGGGAAAGCGCCAACAGCAUAGAAAGAAAAAUAGGAUGAAAGUUGGUCACAAGACGUUUGUUAUAACUCCAAGUCCGAAUGUUGAGUUUGGAUCUUCUGACCUAUUUACCCUCCACUCUAAGGAACCUUUAUCUGCAGAUGUAGUUGGUAAAUCUGAAGCAAAUGAACAAAAGGAACCUUUAUCUGCAGAUGUAGUUGGUAAAUCUGAAGCAAAUGAACAAUUUAAGCAAGUGAAUAUUUCUUCUAGUGCUGCUACUCAUGAAACCUGUGAGAAAUGGCGGAUCAGGGGAAACGAAGCCUAUAAAAAUGGAGAUCUUUCAAAAGCUGAAGAUUUUUACACACAGGGAAUAAUUUCUAUACCUUCUAAUGAACGAUCAGGAUGCUGCCUUAAGCCUCUGUUGCUAUGCUAUAGCAACCGUGCUGCAACAAGAAUGGUUCUUGGAAGGAUAAGGGAAGCUUUAGGGGACUGUGUGAUGGCUACUGCAUUAGAUCCCAACUUUCUCAAAGUUCAAAUGAGGGCAGCUAAUUGCCAUCUUCUGCUCGGUGAAGUUGAAAUUGCACGGCAGUACUUCAAUAAGUGCUCAGAAUCAGGAAGUGGUGUGUGUUUGGAUCGAAGAGUUGUAAUAGAUUCUGCAGAUGGACUACAAAAAGUUCAGAAAGUGGUCGAGUAUACAAAUCGUUCUGCCAAGCUGCUGGACCAGAGAACUACUGAUGCGGCUCUCACUGCUUUAGAAAUAAUUUCUGAGGCCAUGUCAGUUAGUUUAUACUCAGAAACAUUGCUCGAAAUGAAAGCAGAGGCUCUGUGUUUGUUAAGGAGGUUUGAAGAGGCGGUUCAGUUGUGUGAGCAGAGUUUGUUUUUUGCUGAAAGGAAUUUCGCUCCACUGAACAGUGUUAGGUUGUGGAGGUGGUUCUUCAUAUCCAAGUCUUACUUUCAUUUGGGUAGGCUUGAGGCAGCUCUUGAUUUACUCGAGAAGCUACAGGAAGUGGAAUCUACUAAAGACAUGUAUGCAAGUAAGAAAUUGGAAUUAGCGGUUUCGUUAGCUGUCACCAUACGCGAACUUUUAAGCCACAAGAAUGCAGGCAAUGAAGCAUUUAGAUCAGGAAGAUAUGCAGAAGCAUUGGAACAUUAUACUGUUGCUUUAUCUAGCAAUUUCGGAUCUCGUCCAUUUUCAGCCAUCUGUUUGUGCAACCGUGGUGCAGCACACCAAGCUUUGGGUCAAAUUACUGAUGCCAUUGCAGACUGCAGUCUUGCCAUUGCUCUUGAUGGAAAUUAUGUAAAGGCAGUUUCUAGAAGAGCCACCUUACAUGAGAUGAUACGAGACUAUGGACAGGCAGCUAGUGAUCUCCAAAGACUUAUAUCCAUUCUGGAAAACCAAUCUAAUGACAAAGCCAAAGAGUGUAGCUCAAAAGGUAGAUCCAAUGGCAGUGUAAAAGAAUUACGGCAUGCUCAUCGACGAAUGCCUUUGAUAGAAGAAGAAGCUAAGAAAGGAAUCUCUUUGGAUUUUUAUGUCAUUUUGGGAAUUAAACCAUCUGAUGCAAGUCCUGAUAUUAAGAAGGCUUACCGGAAGGCAGCUCUCAAGCAUCAUCCAGACAAGGCUGGCCAAUUCUUGGCAAGGAGUGAGAGUGGAGAUGAAGGGCAACUCUGGAAAGAAAUCUCUCAGGAGGUUCACAAGGAUGCUGACAGGCUCUUUAAAAUGAUUGGAGAGGCAUAUGCAGUACUAUCAGACCCUGCUAAGCGCUCACAAUAUGAUCUUGAGGAGGAGAUGAGAAAAGUAGAAAUUGAAAGCAAGGAAAGCGGCAUUUAUAGAAAAUCUUCAGAUUUUCAGAGUCCUGGACGCAACAGUUAUAGAAGACCUGAUUUCCAUAGCUCUCCAUUUGAGAGAAGUUCUAAUAGUCGGACCUACGGCAGGGAGAAUUGGAGAACAUAUGGAAAUUCGUAUUCUCGAUGGUAAAAGGGAAUUGGAAGAUUUGAGUUUUCCGCACAAGUGCACGGCAUGUUUUUAAAUGGCCCUAGUUUCAUAGGGGAUCGAUGGAAAUGUGCUGGCUGCUAGGGCUCAGGUAAUUAUUCUCAUAAUGGAUCCAGUCAAACGUAGCCGGUCUUUGAUCUGAAAGCUAGCUUUGAAUGUAUAUCAAGAGGUUGAGCCUGGUAUCUUGUAUAUCUACAGGAAAAGAAAUGAGAGGGUUUUGGUCAUAAUACAACAGCAAUGUUUAUACAUUUACUACCUUCAAAAUACAACGAUCAACACCUCAGUCCUGCACCUCUGAUGCUCGGCAAGUGCUAGCGAUUAUGGAAGAAGAGCUGGAAUUCUUUGGUUUACAUCCAUUUUGAUGGAAAACAAACAGCGAGGAUAAAUAAUUGUAAAAUUUUUACUUGUUUGUACUAAUUGAAUAAAUGAGUGAGCCCAUGUUAUAGAUAAUUAUUGGAUGGUGCCCUUAUAAAAAGAUGUAGCCCUCUACUUCUCUCUUCUGCUUGUACUCAACUUUCUCCAAUUAUCUUUAAAUUCAUUUUUUGGAAA
Prunus persica (peach) is the source of this 5410-nucleotide messenger RNA. RefSeq lists its product as uncharacterized. Lineage: Eukaryota; Viridiplantae; Streptophyta; Magnoliopsida; Rosales; Rosaceae. Bases 332 to 4846 code for a protein of 1504 amino acids. Gene Ontology annotation, molecular function: protein binding. The transcript is spliced from 11 exons. The record is from RefSeq and is a predicted model, not a curated record.